UUAAGCUCACAAAAUCAUUCAAAAUGGUCCUCCUCCACCUUGCAUCACCAUCCCCUGCACCAUUCAUCGUGCUCACCUCUCCGGACCGGUGGCUCCGACGGGAGCUCCCGACUGUUCAAUCUCCGAUCGACGGCUUGUCAUUUCCUCAGCGUAGAGGCGUGCGUGCCUGCGCCAUGCGCCGGUCGGCGAAUUAUAGGCCGAGUUUAUGGCACAACAAAUAUAUGCAGUCACUGACGAGCACUGAUAUUAUAGAGCGAGACGCAAAGAGAUUGGACGUGUUGAAGGAGGAAGUGGGGCGUAUGAUAGAUGAGGAAACAGUGGUUGUUGAUAAGCUUGAGCUCAUUGAUGCAUUGCAACAACUCGGGAUUGCUUAUCACGUUGAGAAGGAGAUAAAGCAUGCACUGGACUCUAUAUUUAGCAAAUUAGAUGACAUACGCAUGGAGACGAAGGGUAAUGCCUACAUAAUCGCACUCUUAUUCAGGCUUCUUAGAGGACACGGAUUUGGAGUUUCACAAGAUAUUUUUGAUCAGUUUAAAGAUGAGAAGGGCAGCUUCAAAUUCAACUUGAGCAAUCAAAUUAUAAGUUUGUUGAGUUUGUACGAGACUUCUUAUCUGGCAGUGGAAGGAGAAGAUACGCUGAAUGAGGCUCGCGACUUUACAAUUCGACACCUCAAUAAUUUCUUAUUAAAUUCAUUAGAUGAUAACUAUAAGUUAAGGGAUUACGUGGCUCGUGCAUUGGAGCAACCACUACACUGGCGCAUGGAGAGAUUGCACACGAGAUGGUUUAUCGACGCAUACGAGAAAGAAGAGGAGAUGAGGCCCCUUCUUCUCGAGUUCGCGAAGUUGGACUUCAAUGUGGUUCAAAACACGUACAAGAGAGAGCUCAAGGAAGUGUCAAGAUGGUGGUCCAAUCUGGGAUUAUGGGAGAAGCUUUCCUUCAGUAGAGAUAGAUUGGCGGAGAACUAUUUAUGGCCUGUUGGUUGGGCUUUUGAGCCGAAAAAUUCUACCUUCAGACUAGCACAAACAAAGGCUAACUGUCUCAUUACGGCAAUCGAUGAUAUCUACGACGUUUACGGCUCUCUCGAUGAGCUCGAGCUUUUCACUGAAGCAGUAGACAGAUGGGAUGCACUUGAUAUUAAACAAUUGCCCGAGUAUAUGAAGGUAUGCUUCUUAGCACUCUUCAACACAACAAAUAAUACAGCUUAUGAGACGAUGAGGGAGAAAGGCCUUAAUAUCCUUCCAUACCUAAAAAGAGCGUGGACGGAUCUAUGCAAAGCAUACUUGGUGGAAGCAAAAUGGUACAACAAAAACUACAUUCCAACACUGGAGGAGUACUUGCAAAAUGGAUGGUUAUCCAUAUCUGGCCAUGUUAUUCUAUCUUAUGCUUAUUGUCUUGUCCCCGAUCUCACUCAACAUGAUCUAGAUCUCUUCCAGAAUUAUCCAGAAAUCAUGCAGUGGUCAUCGAUGCUUCUCCGACUCUACAAUGAUCUCGGUACAUCCAAACCCGAGCACCAGCGAGGCGAUGUCGCGAAAUCCAUCCACUGCUGCAUGCACCACGAAGGGAUCACCGAGGCUGCAGCCCGUGAACGCAUAAAAGAACUGAUUUAUGACUGCUGGAAAAAAUUAAACGGAGCGCGCCAAAUGGACUCCACUUUCAAUGAAAACUUUGCAGACAUCGCCAUGAAUGUGCCGCGGGCAGCGCACAGCUUUUACUUUCAUGGAGAUGGGUAUGGAUCUCCAGAGGGAGAAACAAAAGAUAGGAUCAUCUCUUUGUUGAUCGAUCCCGUUCAAAUUUGAUGAGACGAGUCGUGUAAUAAUACCUACAUGCAUGGUUGAAGUCGCUGAGCACGGGUGUGUAUUUGAUGUGAUAGUUAAUUGGUGUAGGAAGUGGUGGCAUUUGAAAUUUUAUUUUGUUCACCAAAAUUAAUGAAGAAAGAUGAAUGCUUGUUUUUCUAAAUA
Molecule: messenger RNA, 1958 nt
Organism: Ananas comosus (pineapple)
Lineage: Eukaryota; Viridiplantae; Streptophyta; Magnoliopsida; Poales; Bromeliaceae
Product: terpene synthase 10-like
Exons: 7
Coding region: 24-1796 (590 amino acids)
Biological process (GO): diterpenoid biosynthetic process
Molecular function (GO): magnesium ion binding; terpene synthase activity
Source: RefSeq, a predicted model, not a curated record